Asterias rubens (European starfish) is the source of this 2091-nucleotide messenger RNA. RefSeq names its product battenin-like. The transcript is spliced from 13 exons. Gene Ontology annotation, biological process: regulation of intracellular pH; lysosome organization. Gene Ontology annotation, cellular component: membrane; lysosome. The record is from RefSeq and is a predicted model, not a curated record. The coding region runs from base 135 to 1430 and encodes 431 amino acids. NCBI's taxonomy places the organism in Eukaryota, Metazoa, Echinodermata, Asteroidea, Forcipulatida, Asteriidae.
UACACAAACAUACGAACGACCUGUUUCAACUUGAACUCUAAACUUUCACAAUCAAUACACUGUCUGUGCUGACUGUAUUGUAUGUAACUGUAUAAACCUCCAUGAUUAUUCCAUGAUUAUUCCUGGCUUCAGAAAUGUCGGAAGUUGAAGAAGAACAAAUGGAUAACGUAAUAGACCCACAAUCUGUUCCUGUUGAUCUUACCCAAAACAAAACAGUGAAGAUAAGAAAUCUUGUUGCUUUCUGGCUUCUUGGGUUAUGUAACAAUUAUGCCUACGUCAUCAUGUUGAGCGCUGCACAUGACAUCUUGGGAAGCAAAGAAACAGUUCCUGAAAAUGAUAUUGACAAGCCAGACGCUAUGUUCAACCUCACCCACUCAACAGGUAUCAACCGAUUUGACUGCAAUCCAGUUUCUACAGGGGCUGUCCUGCUUGCCGAUGUUCUUCCAACAUUGUUCAUCAAGUUGUCAGCGCCGUGGUUCUUUGAUUAUAUUCAAUACAAUAUCUUGGUUGGGAUUUGUAUAGUGACCGCUGUCUCCAGUUUUCUCAUCGUUGCGUUUUCUCAUGUGCUAGCUCUUAGCCUAUUAGGGGUGGUGUUUGCAAGUGUGUCAUCAGGCCUUGGUGAAUUUACCUACGUCAGUCUGAUGGCCUUCUAUGAAAAGAAUGUUGUCUCUACUUGGUCAUCUGGUACUGGAGCUGCCGGCUUCAUCGGAUCCCUCGCCUACGCUGGGUUGACUGAGGCUGGUCUGAGUCCUAGGAAUUCAUUAUUGGUCAUGCUGGUUGUUCCUCUGUCAAUGAUUAUAAGUUACUGGGGAAUAUUAGUCAGCUCUCCUACAAUGAGACAGAGUCAGGAUACCAUACAUUGUAAUGAAGAUAGACAAUGUCUCAUAGAAGAUGAUACUAAGGAUUGCAAGGACAGCCAUCUGACUGUCAAAGAAAAGGGCAGGUUUAUUAAGCAUCUACUGAAAUACAUGGGUCCAUUGUUCCUGGUCUACUUUGCUGAAUACUUCAUCAACCAAGGCUUGAUGGAGUUGAUCUACUUUAAAGGAAUAUGGCUGUCACACAGUGCUCAAUAUAGAUGGUUUCAAGUUCUGUAUCAGCUGGGAGUGUUUAUUUCCAGGUCAUCUGUUAAUAUUGUGAAGUUUAAGUGGCUAUGGAUAUUCCCUAUUCUACAAUGGUGUGUCCUGAUCUUGAUGUUCACCGUUGCCUACUUUGCCUUCAUGCCAACCAUCUUCAUUGUCUUUGCCAUCAUUAUAUUUGAGGGGCUCCUAGGGGGCGGAGCCUACGUCAACACCUUCUAUCAAAUAAGACAAGAUGUCGACCCCAAAUAUAACGAAUUUGCCUUGGGGACAACUACAGUUGCCGACUCAGCAGGUGUAUCACUGGCUGGUGCAGUUGCUCUUCCAGUUCAUAAUGCGUUAUGCGCACUUUGAACCACGCUAAGUAAUGCUUGGUCCAGGCCUGAAAUUUACCAAUAGACUUUAAGAUUUUCUAAUGGAAGUGCCUUUUGCAAAAUGAAAAUGGCUAUGCCCUUAUCCAAAUUGAAAUUCCAGGCCUCUUGGUCUGAAUCCCCAGGCCAAAUUUCUGGCUCUGCUCUCCUGAAAUUCAGUGGUUGUGGUUAGCAGUGGAAUCUGUGCUUAUCAGGGGCCAAUUUCUUAGAGCUGCUUAAGCACAGAAUUUGCUUAAGCACGAAAAUAGCUUGCUUAUUUCACACAUGUUACUGGUCAAAAUUCCAUGCCACAUACAUUGCCUGUGACUGGUAUUUAGCUGUUGUUUACUUAGCAUAACAAUUGAGUGGAGUCUUGGCCGUUUAUCUAAUUUUAUUAAGCAAGAUUGUUAGCUUACACAAAUUUUGUGCUUAAGCAGCUCUAUAAAACUGGCCCCUGUUGUGUAUGUCACAGGCAGACAUGUUAGCAGGGAAUAUUUGCUUGUGCCUGUGUGAACAUCAUGUUACCGAUCAGUCUAAGCUUCCACAGUUAGCACAACACUAUUGCACCUGCACCCUGUACCAAAGGAAAAGUAUAUCUUUGGUUUUAUAUGCAAUAAAACUAGCAUGUUAAAGACAGUGGACACUAUUGGUAAUUGUCAAAGACC